GUUUCACAUCAGCGAUUGAUUUAGCUUCUGAUAUUACUUUUCGGUGAAUUUGGAGCUCUGUGAAUUUUCUCGGGAAAAUGUCUUGCUGCGGAGGAAACUGCGGGUGUGGAUCUGGCUGCAAGUGCGGCAGUGGCUGCGGAGGAUGCAAAAUGUACCCCGACGUGAGCUUCUUCGGCGAGAACACCACCACCGAGAGCCUUGUCCUCGGCGUUGCUCCGACCAUGAAGGCCGUAUACGGAGAGGCUUCCGGCGAAACCGGCGCCGAGAACGGAGGCUGCAAGUGCGGUUCUGACUGCAAAUGCGACCCUUGCACCUGUAAAUGAAGAACCCUAAUGUGCCGCUUAGGUGCUGCAGUAGCUUUGUAAUAAUAACCCUUAAUGGUGAUUUAGGUUUGGUUCUAUUCUACGUCGUAAAUAAGAAUAUCCGUCGCCGGAAAACUUUGUUUCCGGCGGCUGCUGGUUUCGUCGUGUUGUCGUUAAGUUUGCGUGAAUGUCUCUGCGGUCCAGUCUUAAAAUUGAGAUGACUAAAGUUUGCUACUUUCUGUAUGGGUUAAGAAUUUCA
Tarenaya hassleriana is the source of this 561-nucleotide messenger RNA. Its product is annotated as metallothionein-like protein type 2. Gene Ontology annotation, molecular function: metal ion binding. The transcript has 2 exons. Bases 78 to 323 code for a protein of 81 amino acids. The record is from RefSeq and is a predicted model, not a curated record. NCBI's taxonomy places the organism in Eukaryota, Viridiplantae, Streptophyta, Magnoliopsida, Brassicales, Cleomaceae.